AUGGGGUAAACCUGUACAAUAAACUCUUGUUGUACGAAGGAAGAGAUUCAAGCUUUAAAGAAUUCAGGAAGAUCUCUCGAAAUCUAAACGAAAAAGACGAAACUUUCUCAACAAAUCCAUAAAGACGAAGAAAGGGUGGAGGAUAAAACACAAAAAAAGAAAAGUGAUACAGUCUCUGAUUUAAUGGCAUCCUCACAGCAUAGUAAGAUGUCCAUCAAGCAAAUUGAAAAGAAUCUUCCUAUUCAAAAUUAAGAUGCAAAUUAAAAUCCUCUGAUACAGAAGACUGUGGGAGCAGGAGAAAGAAUUAAGCUACCAGUUAUGUUGUUACCGAAUGGUGCAUAAUAUGAGGGUGAGUGGCUUGAAGGAAAGAGGGAUGGAUAUGGUAAAUAAUCUUGGCCAGAUGGAUCCGUUUAUGAAGGGGAAUGGAAAGAGGAUAAAUCUUGCGGAAAGGGGAAACUCACACAUGCUGAUGGAGAUGUAUACGAUGGAGAUUGGGUGGAUGAUGCUGCAAAUGGAUUAGGAAUUUAUAUUCAUGUGAACGGAGCCAAAUACCAAGGAGAAUGGUUAAAUGAUAGUUAACAUGGAAGAGGAAUAGAGAUAUGGCCAGAUGGAGCUAGAUAUGAAGGAGAUUAUUCAUUAGGUAAAAAGCAUGGCAAAGGCAAGUUGAAUUUUGCUGAUGGUUCUUGUUAUCAAGGUGAAUUUUAUGAUAACGAAAUUCAAGGCUUUGGGAAUUAUCAAUGGCCAGAUGGGAGACUGUAUGAAGGGGAAUGGAUGAGAAACAAGAUGCAUGGUAAAGGUGAGAUUAAGUGGCCAGAUGGAAGACAAUACAAAGGAGAAUAUGAGAACGAUAAGAAACAUGGCAAAGGAGUGUUCCUUUGGGAAGAUGGAAGAAAAUAUAUUGGAAUUUGGUAUGGAGGUAAAUAACAUGGUGUUGGAAUUUAUUAUUCAAGUGAUAAUGUAAUGCGAAUUGGAGAGUGGGUGGAAGGAAAGAGAGUAAAAUGGUAUGAUAAGGAGGAAAUAAAUGAACUAGAAAGAAAGGGUAUAAUAGAUGAACUUAGAAAUUAAUGA
This is a messenger RNA of Paramecium tetraurelia, 1068 nucleotides long. RefSeq lists its product as uncharacterized. NCBI's taxonomy places the organism in Eukaryota, Ciliophora, Oligohymenophorea, Peniculida, Parameciidae. The transcript has 6 exons. The record is from RefSeq and is a predicted model, not a curated record.